AUGUCUGAUUUCCCUAAUUUGAUACCCAAGAAAUCCUUAGAUAAGAUUAUCACCAAUGAUAAUGGUCAUCAUCAACAACAACAAAAAGAAGAUGAUUUGGAUACUUUAGUUGAUGAUUCAUAUUUACAUUCAAAACCAACUAGUGUAGUGUAUACUCCUGGUUCUAGUCACUUAUCAUCAAGCUACCACCAUCAUGAUACCACAACACUUGUUGACGGACAAGAGGGGAGCAGCAGUAGUUCAAGAGGACUUACUCCUCGUCAAAAGAAGACGGUUGAUGCAUCGGUUCAACAAUUACAUUAUAAUGAGAAUAGAAUUUGUUUGGAUCGAGCAAUAAAUCAAACUAUUGAAUUAAUGUAUGAAUUAUCUGAAGAGAAUAAACAAAGACCAAUAUUUUAUCCAACUGAAAUUGAAGAUGAUAAUUCGAUUUUAUUGAAUUCACCAAAAGCUCAUUUAGCUUUAGUGAGACAAAAUUUAUCACUUAAAUCUUUGAAUAAAUCAAAAAUAACUGAAGAUGAUGAUAGUUUAGAAAAGGAUUUACCCGAGUUUAAGAUUUUGAAAUUGAAUUUAAAGAUUGGAAGUCAUCAUGAUAAUGUAAUGGCAAAUUUAGAUAAGAAAUCAAUUGCAAGUUUAUUAGAAAAGAAAUUACAACAACAAGUGAAAUAUUUAUUAAAUUUGAAAGAUAGAGUCGAUGAUACAAGUUCUAAAGUAUUUGUUACUGGAGAUUUGAAUUCUGGUAAAUCAACUUUUUGUAAUGCAUUAUUGAGAAGAAAAGUAUUACCAGAAGAUCAACAACCAUGUACUUCUGUCUUUUGUGAAGUUGUUGAUGCAAGUAAAGAAAAUAAUAGUUUGGAAGAAGUUCAUGCAAUCCCAAUUGGGAAAGAUUAUAAUAUUCGNGAGAAGAAAAUUGUUGAUGCAAGUAAAGAAAAUAAUAGUUUGGAAGAAGUUCAUGCAAUCCCAAUUGGGAAAGAUUAUAAUAUUCGUGAUGAAUCAACUUAUGAAAUCCAUCCAAUCAAGAAUCUCGAGGAUCUUGUUUAUGAAUGUGAUUCUAUAUCAGAUAACUUUCAUAUACAUAAUCUGGUGGCUAGUAAAGUUCUUUCAAUACUACAUAAUGGUGUCAUAGAUAUAAAAUUAAUCGAUGCCCCAGGAUUAAAUAUGGAUUCUUAUCAAACCACCCAAGUUUUCUCAAGACAAGAAGAAAUUGAUUUGGUUGUAUUUGUAGUAAGUGCCGAGAAUCAUUUUACGUUAUCAGCUAAGGAAUUUAUCGCAGCUGCUGCGGCUGAAAAGAGAUAUGUGUUUAUUGUGGUUAAUAGAUUUGAUAAUAUUAAGGAUAAAGAAAAAUGUAAGAAUCGAAUUUUGGAUCAAAUCAAGAAUCUUUCACCUGAUACAUAUAAGGAUGCCAAAGAAUUUGUUCAUUUCGUAAGUGCAACCGAUGUACUUGAAGAUGGCGAAGGUGGUGGUGGUGGUGGUGAUGAUGGACCAGAUGAUGGAGGAGAUGACGAUGGUCAUCCUGAUCAUCCUGAUUUCGAUCUUCUUGAAGCUUCCUUACGUAAAUUCAUAUUGGAAAAGAGAUCAAUUUCGAAAUUAUUACCGGCCAAGAAUUAUUUAGUUAAUAUUUUGAAUGAUUUGGAAACAUUAUCACAUAUAAAUGAAAAGAUAUACAAGAAUGAAAAAUUAGAAAAAUUACAAGAAUUGAAUACAAAAGUCCAACCUAAAUAUAAUGAGAUUGUUAAUAAAUCAGGUAAGAUUUGUGAUUCUAUAAAUUCACUUAUUGAAAAUACAUGUAGUGAAAUUUAUGAUCUUACCAGUAAAGAAAUAACAAGGGUGGUUAAUAAUCUCGGUGAGAAACCAGUGGUUAAAUAUGGAGGAUUACAAUAUUUAUUUGAAUAUGCCCGAGAAAGUCAAAAUGCCAUGAUGGAUAUAAUAUUUGAUACUGUUUCCAAAUGUGAAGAAACAACUAAACAAAUCACCACUGAAAAAGUUGAUGAAAUUAUUAAAUAUGGUCAAAAUACUCUUGGAGAAGAAUUCUUGAAUGAUAAAGUAUUUAAAUCUGAUUUAAUGUUUACCAGAAAGAAAGAUACUAUCGGUAGACAAAUUGAUGAUAGUAUUGAAAUCUUAGAUUUCUUUGAUCCAAUCGCAUUGAGAGAUCAAAUCCCCCUGCAAAUAACCUUACACACUAUCUAUUCCUCGGGGAAAUUGUUAACUACUGGUGCAUUGAUUCAUAAAUGUUAUCAAUUCUCGAGAUAUUUGACACCAAAUGUUUUGAAAAAAGUUGCUAUUCCUAUUGUGAUUGGUAUUUCGGGAUUCACGAUUUAUUAUUUAAUCAGUGAUAUUCCCAAUGCGUUACCUAGGAAACAAGCUAGGAAGAUUAAGAAAAAGAUUGUUGAAUUGGAAUAUAGUCAUCAAAAUGCGGUAAGAAUGUCUAGGGAAUGUCGACAAGUGUUGAAUUAUCCAAAUAGGCAAGUUAUGAAUAAUUUCCAAACAACUCUUGAUAAGAGGAUUAAUGAAAAGAAUGAAUUAGAAAAGUCAAUUAAGGAUGCUGAAUUAAGUUUUGGAUAUUUCCAUAACUUAUUGAAAAAAAUACAAUAUCAACAAGGAAAAUUAAAUGAGAUUGAUUUAGAGAGUGUUCAUCUUGUGGAUUAA
Molecule: messenger RNA, 2643 nt
Organism: Hemisphaericaspora subhashii
Lineage: Eukaryota; Fungi; Ascomycota; Pichiomycetes; Serinales; Debaryomycetaceae
Gene: FZO1
Product: mitofusin
Exons: 3
Coding region: 1-2643 (880 amino acids)
Biological process (GO): mitochondrial fusion
Cellular component (GO): mitochondrial outer membrane
Molecular function (GO): GTPase activity; GTP binding
Source: RefSeq, a predicted model, not a curated record